CUUUUCUUCUUGUCUCUCCCCACUGUAUAAAUGCUCAGUAUGAAUCAACUCGAAAACAAGAGUCCACCAGUAGGCUUUCAAAAUCUUCACCCUGGGAAUCGCUGAAGCUGUUUUGUGCAGGAGGCAUUGCUGAGAUUCCCCUUGCAGCAAUGGACUUGGAUAAACCAUCCGUCUGGGGAUCCCUGAAGCAGAAAACUAGACCGUUCCUGCAGAACCUAAGCGUGAAGAAGACAAAGAAGAGGGCUAGCAAAAUGGUAGAGAGGAAGGUCCACUCCUUGGACCGACGGCUCAGCGUGUCGGUGCCUGACAUGCUGGAGGUGGAGACUCUUACGGAAGAAGAAACGACUUAUUCGAGCGCUCAGGUGUUGUCAAGCUGCUCCCCUAAGAACUUCUCCAGGUCUGUGGUGUCCCUGAAAAGCAGAAGCGCUUCGGUGAGGCCGGUGGGAGAGGACUGGCCGUGGACGUCGCAGCAGGCGACGCGCACGGAGGUGACAGUCACCCACCUGGACGCGCAAGUGGCGGGCAGCCCUGUGUCCGAGGGGAAGAGGAAAUCCAGCGAUGACCUCUUCGAGCUGCUGCAGAGCGCCCGCCUGAGCGCUGCUCUGACGGACGAGAGGGCAGAGUACCCAUGUGGAGAAAUGGAUCUAGACUCUUCCGUAUCGUCUCAAAUUUUUGAUGAUCAGAUGGCUCUAGAGGAAGCAAACGAUUGCCUGAGUGACCUGCCCAGCCCCUUUGCCUACCUGCUGACCAUCCACCUGAAGGAAGGCCGGAACCUGGUUAUCAGAGAUCGCUGUGGUACAAGUGACCCAUAUGUGAAAUUUAAACUGAAUGGGAAAACUCUAUACAAAAGUAAGGUAGUCUACAAGAACCUCAACCCAGUUUGGGAUGAAACUGUUGUGCUGCCUGUACAGACCCUUGAUCAAAAACUCUGGAUCAAGGUGUACGAUCGAGAUUUAACCUCUUCCGACUUCAUGGGUUCGGCAUUUGUAGCACUCGCUGAACUUGAACUCAAUAGAACUACUGAACAGGUUUUAAAACUGGAAGAUCCCAACAGUUUAGAAGAUGACAUGGGAGUGAUUGUAUUAAACUUGAGUCUAGCAGUCAAGCAAGGAGACUUCAAGAGAAAUAGAUGGUCAAGUCGGAAGAAGCGAACUUCAUCCAAGUCAAGUUUCAUGCGGAGCAUGCGACUCUCCGACUCUUUGCGCAAGAAUCAGUUGUGGAACGGGCUGGUCACCAUCACGCUCUUGGAGGGGAAGAACAUCCCCGGAGGGGGCUUGGCAGAGAUUUUUAUUCUCCUCAAACUGGGAGAUCAAAGAUACAAGAGUAAGACACUGUGUAAGAGUGCAAAUCCUCAGUGGAGGGAACAGUUUGAUUUUCACUACUUCUCUGACAGGAAGGAUAUGUUGGACAUUGAGGUCUGGAGAAAGGAUAACAAAAAGCAUGAGGAACUUUUGGGAACGUGCCAAGUUGAUGUUACUGCCCUGCCGAUGAAACAGACCAAUUGCUUAGAGCUGCCUCUGGAAAAACAUCCGGGGUCCCUGCUAAUGCUGAUUGCUGUCGCCCCGUGUACAGGAGUGUCUAUCUCCGAUCUGUGCGUCUGCCCUUUGGGAGACCCCAGUGAACGGCAACAGAUUUCACAGCGCUAUUGUAUAAAGAAUUCCUUUCGGGACAUGAAGGACAUUGGCUUCUUGCAAGUCAAAGUUUUAAAGGCAGUGGACCUGUUGGCAGCAGAUUUUGCAGGUAAAAGUGAUCCUUUCUGUGUAUUGGAGCUGGGAAACGACAGUCUUCAAACACACACCGUUUACAAGAACCUCAAUCCAGAGUGGAACAAAGUUUUCACAUUCCCUAUUAAAGAUAUUCAUGAUGUUCUGGAAGUGACAGUGUUCGAUGAAGAUGGAGAUAAACCCCCUGAUUUUCUUGGAAAAGUUGCCAUCCCUUUGCUGUCUAUUAGAAACGGUAAACAAAGUUGUUACACGUUGAAGAAUAAAGACUUGGAACGUGCUUCAAAAGGAGUAAUUUACUUGGAGCUGGAUGUCCUAUUUAAUCCUGUAAAAGCAAGUAUUAGAACAUUCAAGCCCCGAGAAAAGCGCUUUACUGAGGAGAACCGCAAAUUUUCUAAAAAGAUCUUAUCAAGAAAUGUUGAUCGCCUGAAAAAAAUCACCAUGGCAAUAUGGAAUACAAUACAAUUCCUUCGGAGCUGCUUUCUCUGGGAGUCCACGGUAAAGAGCGUGAUAGCAUUUGUGGUAUUUGUGGUCACCGUCUGGAGCGUGGAACUGUACAUGGUGCCCCUGGCUCUGCUGGUGCUCUUCGCAUACAACUUCUCCCUCGUCACAACAGGGAAGGUCAACAACGCCCAAGAUGCCCAGGAGCUUAUGGGCUUGGAUGAAGAUGAGGAUGAAGAUGAUAAGGAAUCUGAGAAAAAGGGGUUGAUUGACAGAAUCCACAUGGUCCAAGAGAUCAUCAUAGCUGUUCAAAGCAUCCUAGAAGAAAUAGCAUCGUUUGGAGAGAGGAUUAAAAACACGUUCAACUGGACGGUGCCUUUCCUCUCUGUUCUGGCCUGCUUGGUCCUGGCAGCAGCAACAGUCAUUUUGUAUUUUAUACCACUGAGGUACAUUGUUUUAAUCUGGGGCAUAAAUAAAUUUACUAAGAAGCUUAGAAAUCCUUAUGCCAUCGACAAUAAUGAGCUACUAGAUUUCCUCUCCAGGGUACCAUCUGAUGUUCAAAAGGUGCAGCAUGCUGAAUUGAAACCAUACAGCAGCUCCAGUCCUAUUAGGAAGAAGCGGAGUGCGCUAUAGGAUGCAGGACGAUUUCAGAACGCGGCAUCUCCCUCCGUACCUGCUAUGUGUGCACACAUGCUUCCCCCCUCCCCUUCUUGGUUCAGAACAACACUAUAAUCACUGCCACAGACUUUUUUUUUUUUUUAAGACAUGGUUUUUG
Messenger RNA from Gymnogyps californianus (California condor), 2937 nucleotides. RefSeq names its product multiple C2 and transmembrane domain containing 2 (gene MCTP2). Lineage: Eukaryota; Metazoa; Chordata; Aves; Accipitriformes; Cathartidae. The transcript has 23 exons. Bases 150 to 2795 code for a protein of 881 amino acids. The record is from RefSeq and is a predicted model, not a curated record. Gene Ontology annotation, cellular component: synaptic vesicle membrane. Gene Ontology annotation, biological process: regulation of neurotransmitter secretion. Gene Ontology annotation, molecular function: calcium ion binding.